Humulus lupulus (European hop) is the source of this 2796-nucleotide messenger RNA. Its product is annotated as 6-phosphofructo-2-kinase/fructose-2,6-bisphosphatase. Gene Ontology annotation, cellular component: cytosol. Gene Ontology annotation, molecular function: ATP binding; fructose-2,6-bisphosphate 2-phosphatase activity; 6-phosphofructo-2-kinase activity. Lineage: Eukaryota; Viridiplantae; Streptophyta; Magnoliopsida; Rosales; Cannabaceae. Bases 262 to 2538 code for a protein of 758 amino acids. Gene Ontology annotation, biological process: fructose 2,6-bisphosphate metabolic process; fructose metabolic process. The transcript is spliced from 23 exons. The record is from RefSeq and is a predicted model, not a curated record.
UCUCUCUCCGUUCUUAUCGAUAAAGUCCAAACAUGGCGCAGUGAACCCAUUCAGCCAUAGCCACACAUGCGCACAGAGUUUCUUUAAUGAUUCUCAAUCUCUCACUCUCAUUCUCAUUCUCAUUCACUUCUAUUCUAUCCAGAAUCGCUAAAAGAGAUCAUCAUAAACCGUUGAAUCGUAUAUAUAAAUAUGUAUAUUUGUAUGUGUAUAUGAGUCAGUGAAGGUAUUAACCGGACAAAAGAGAGAGUUACAGCUAUAGAAAUGGGGACGGGGUCGUCUAAAGAUACAGACGAGGCUUCUCAUGGAAGCGAUGGACGAGAAGGGGAAAAUUUAGACCAGGCAGGUGGUCAACUCUAUGUGUCGUUGAAAAUGGAGAAUUACAAGCUCAAGAAGGAGCUCAUUCCUCAUGUAUAUGGCUCCGUUCCGCUUAUUGGUUCUUGGGAUUCUUCUAAAGCUCUCACUAUGGAGCGGGAAUCGGCCUCAAUGUGGGAAUUGAGCUUCGUUGUUCCUCCAAAUCACGAAACAUUGGAUUUCAAGUUCCUUUUAAAGCCAAAAAACAGCAAUGCACCUUGCGUGGUUGAGGAAGGAUCAAAUCGUCAGCUUAUUAGGGGCACCUUGCAAGGGGAUGCAAGAGUGGCUCUAUUUAAGCUAAAUGGAGAUGAUGUUCUGGAGUAUCGAGUGUUCAUCAAAGCAGACAGGGUAUCGCCAUUCGAUCUUGCAGCCAGUUGGAGGGCCUAUCAAGAAAAUCUUAGGCCUUCGUCUGUUCGGGGGAUUCCUGAUGUCAGAAUAGAUUCAGUGCCAGAGAUCAGUGUUGAGAAUGGAUCUUCAGCUAGCUUGGAGCUUGAUCUUGAACAUUAUGUUGUACCAGCUCCAUCAACUUCUGCCAAUUCAGGUUUGGUUUAUGCAGCUAACAUGACAGAGACUCCAAGGUCUUUAACCCUUACUGGAGUAUUUUCGAAAGCUGAUGGGUCUAGCAGUGCUGCGAUAUCCUUCAAAGAUGGUGCUGGUGUGUCUGCAGAUCGACCUUCACCAAUUAAGGAGAUGGAGGUUGUUGUCCCAGACCCGUCCAAGGUGUAUGUAUCUUCUGGGAUGGUAGAAUCUAAGUCAGUGGGAACGCUUUCACCUUUGCAAAAGCAAGAUAGUCACAGGGGCCUCUUUGUCGACAGAGGUGUUGGUUCUCCUAGGCUGGUUAAAUCGUCUAGUGCUUCUACUUUCUCUUUUGAUCUCAAACUGGACACAGAAGCAAAGAAUUCAAUGCCAGCAGCUGCUGGAGCUGUUGCAGCAGCAGCAGUAGCUGAUCAAAUGCUUGGACCAAAGGAGGAUAAACAUUUGGCAAUUGUCUUGGUUGGUCUACCUGCUCGUGGCAAAACUUUUACUGCAGCUAAACUUACUAGAUACCUACGCUGGUUAGGUCAUGAUACCAAACACUUCAAUGUUGGAAAGUAUCGGCGUCUGAAGCAUGGAGCUAAUCAGUCUGCUGACUUUUUCCGCGCUGAUAACCCUGAAGGCAUUGAAGCCCGGAAUGAGGUAGCAGCCCUGGCAUUUGAUGACAUGGUUUCCUGGAUGCAAGAAGGCGGCCAGGUUGGAAUAUUUGAUGCAACGAACAGUUCUAGUUAUAGAAGAAAUAUGCUGAUGAAAAUGGCUGAAGGAAAAUGCAAGAUUAUUUUUCUGGAGACAAUUUGCAAUGAUGAACGGAUCAUUGAAAGGAAUAUACGUCUUAAAAUUCAACAGAGUCCUGACUAUGCAGAAGAGCCUGAUUUUGAGGCUGGAUUGAUAGACUUCAAAACUCGGCUAGCUAAUUACGAAAAGGUUUAUGAACCAGUUGAAGAAGGAUCAUAUAUCAAAAUGAUUGAUAUGGUCAGUGGACAUGGAGGACAAAUACAAGUAAACAAUAUCAGUGGCUAUCUUCCUGGAAGAAUUGUUUUUUUCUUGGUGAAUACACAUCUCACCCCCCGCCCAAUCUUACUAACUAGGCAUGGAGAAAGUAGAGAUAAUGUUAGGGGAAGAAUUGGGGGUGACACUGCACUGAGUGAUGCUGGAGAGAUUUACGCAAAGAAGCUUUAUACUUUUGUCGAAAAGCGGCUGAAAUCUGAACGGGCUGCUUCUAUAUGGACUAGCACACUGCAGCGAACUAUUCUGACAGCGAGUCACAUUCCUGGAUUCCCCAAGAUACAAUGGCGCGCUCUGGAUGAGAUAAAUGCUGGAGUCUGUGAUGGGAUGACAUACGAGGAAAUAAAGAAAAACAUGCCAGAGGAGUACGAGUCGCGUAAGAAGGAUAAACUGAGGUACAGGUAUCCUCGUGGGGAAUCUUAUCUGGAUGUUAUCCAAAGGCUAGAGCCCGUAAUUAUUGAACUUGAACGGCAGCGAGCACCUGUUGUGGUGAUAUCUCACCAGGCAGUAUUGAGGGCAUUAUACGCUUACUUUGCCGAUAGGCCUCUUAAAGAAAUUCCCCAUAUCGAGAUACCACUUCACACUAUAAUAGAGAUACAAAUGGGAGUUGCGGGAGUCCAAGAGAAAAGGUACAAACUCAUGGACUAAGUAUUAUGUGGUCGCACGAAAUUUUUGGUUUGGAACUUUGGUGGGCAGUGCUGGAAACCUUCCAUUCUUAUUACUCUUCAUCCAUUAACAAAAAUGUAACUUCAGCAUACACAUUUAUAAAUGUCAAGCUGUAUCAAUAGCAAAAAUAAUUCAUCCAAAAAUUUCCUAAUUGUUCAUAAACAUUCUUUUUUCUUUUACAAACAUUGUGUCUCAGUUUUAGUGUAAGCUUUCUACUCAAGUAAAAAUAAUUCGAUUCAA